UUCAGCUUAUAGUUUAGUGCGAUAUCACCGUAGACUCGAGUUUCAUGCUCUGAAUUUCCUCCUGGCUGCUAAUCUAUUUUAUAUGGGUUGUCAGGUUGAAAAUUUGACGCUUUUUGCCCUCUCUUCUCAUUCCUAUCGAGAUCUUCCCAGCACACGCUUCCUCUCCAUCUCUCCAUCUCUCAUUCGCAUUUUCUCAGCCAUGAUUCAUUUGCGAAAGCAUCCAUGGCAUGCUCAUCGGUGUCUCCAAUCACGUUGCACCACUACGGCAUGGAGCAGUAUAGUCGUUGGGCCAUCAGUAAACCGGCCCGAUAGCCACAAACCAUUGUUAACCGCCUACAGAAUUAGACUGCUGGUUUGCCCUCCACUUAGCCUUCCAUGGGGCGCAGUAGAAGUGGCUAGCGGUCGCAGUCCGUACAGUGACUCCUCGACUCUUCAGCUACUACUCUGCUUCGGCUGCUUGUUAUGUAGGUUGAUGUGCAUCCUGGUCACGAACAUCAACGCCUCUGUACUAUCGGUGCCCAUGUUUCUUGUCAUCGCUAUCCCAGUUGUCGUCACACGGUCCCUGGUACAACCGAGUGCGCGAAGAGGGCUCUCAGGGACGCCUAUCACGGACAAUUUGGAAUCACGUUCAUUUUUUGCUGUCGUUCUGCGCAGCAAGAUCAAAACCAUGCUGUGGUGCCACUAGUAUGGGCCCCGUGAUUGAUGGUGCUACCGAGUUUGGUUCUCUUGGGGCCCGUGCUAUGUCGUGGGAGGGCAUCCUAAUACUUUCUGCAUUCCAUAC
This is a messenger RNA of Suillus fuscotomentosus, 781 nucleotides long. RefSeq lists its product as uncharacterized. Lineage: Eukaryota; Fungi; Basidiomycota; Agaricomycetes; Boletales; Suillaceae. The transcript has 7 exons. The coding region runs from base 83 to 685 and encodes 200 amino acids. The record is from RefSeq and is a predicted model, not a curated record.